AUGUUUACUACCUUCGACCUUCGCAACCCCGGACGCUCAAUUCAUGUCGGCGUUGUCUUGCUCAAUACCGUAACCGAGCACCUUGACAUCGCCCCUAUCGGUUUCUUCCACAACUUUGGCAAAGACUUCAUCGAGAAUCUCCCACCCUUCGCCAUCUCCCCCGAACUCAAAUCCCAAGCCCUAGACUUCGUCACCCACUGGGUCACCGAAGAUGGCAAGACACCCGGUUCUCUGAGCGGAAACCUCAAAGUCAUCCCCACGGACUCCUUCACCACCUGCCCGCCCCUUGACAUCGUGCUCAUCGGAGCCGGCCAAAUGGGGUACCAAGCCACCACCACUGAGAAAGACUUUCUCCGGAAGUGCUAUGCGGAAUGUUCGGCGUUCCUGUCUGUUUGCGGCGCAUCAGACGCCCUUCUAGCGACGGGCAUCCUGGAAGGCAAGACGGCUACAGGUCCACUUUCGUUCUUGCCGUUGUUUCGCCAAAUGGCACCUGGAACGAACUGGGUGGAGAAGAGAUGGGUAAGGGAUGGGAAGAUCUGGACUACGGGGACGUUGUUGAAUGGGCUGGAUAUGAUUGCUGCGUUUGGGCGGGAGGUCUGGGGUGGUGAGGGGUCGUUGGUGGAACAUGUGCUUAGGACGGGAUAUUUUCCGAGCAGGAAUGUGGAUUAUGAGGAUGAAGUCCCACUUGAAGGAAUGCCGUUCCAACAUAGAGUACUGAGAAGAGGCCACGGUGACGGAGAAGAGACAUUGUUGAUUCCAUUCAGGUAG
This is a messenger RNA of Aspergillus niger, 768 nucleotides long. RefSeq lists its product as uncharacterized. NCBI's taxonomy places the organism in Eukaryota, Fungi, Ascomycota, Eurotiomycetes, Eurotiales, Aspergillaceae. The record is from RefSeq and is a predicted model, not a curated record. The transcript is spliced from 4 exons. The coding region runs from base 1 to 768 and encodes 255 amino acids.